AAACUUUGUUUCUUGAGACAAUGAAGUUUAUCUCUUUUUCUUUCUGCAGUUACUGUGCAUUAUCUGGUUUAUAAUAUAUGCUAAAAGUGUGAAGUUGGGUGUUAUGCAUUAAAAGGAAGGCUUUUGUUGUGUGUUUCUUUCACCUUAUGCGGGACUGGCACAUGCAAGGAUGGAACCUCGUCGCGGAAGCUACCGAAUGGCAUCUCAAGUGAACCACAACGAAGAGACAUUUAAUUCACAUUUUCCCCCAGCAACAAAAUUGGGAUCCGAAUCAAAACCUUGUGCUGCUGUUCCUAUUCGUUCUGUUGCCCCGACAGGUAAACAAAACGUGAAUGUAAAGUUCAAGGCCAAACCAGGGAAGGUUGAGAAAAACAAGGCAUCUAAAAAAGGAAUUCGUGAAAUUGUAUCAGAACUUUUGAAAGUGGAACGGCCUGAAAAUAAGCCUUCUGCCUCUAAGAAAACUAAAGGAGAAGCUAGAAGUGGAAAGACGACAAUAACAAAGAAUCCAAAUUCAGUUCACAGUGGAGCUCGUGCUGAUUUUUCUGGCCUGCCACCACCAUUUUGUUCCUGUACUGGUCUUUCUAGAAAGUGCUACAAAUGUGGAGGUGGGUGGCAAUCAUCCUGCUGCACCACCUCCUUAUCUGAGUAUCCCCUUCCUUUGAAUCCCUCAAAGCCCGGAAAUCGUGUGGCUGGGAGAAAAAUGACUAAUGGAGCAUAUAAUAAGCUUCUUUGUACCCUUGCAACUGAAGGUAGUGAUCUUUCUAAUCCAGUUGACCUGAAGAACCAUUGGGCAAAACAUGGUAGUAACAAGUUUAUUACUCUCAAGUAAACACGAGGAAAGUGGACUGAAACGUAUGUAUCAACUGUAUUAUGUAUAUACUAUUUUACUCUCCAACUGUUGUUUCGGGUUAGCAUUGUAGGAACCUUGAGUACUAGGUUGCUAAUAUGUGCAACUUAGUACGGAUAAAUUCUGGUAAUCUCAUCAUGCUUCUCAA
This is a messenger RNA of Lycium barbarum (goji berry), 995 nucleotides long. RefSeq names its product protein BASIC PENTACYSTEINE7-like. Gene Ontology annotation, biological process: response to ethylene. NCBI's taxonomy places the organism in Eukaryota, Viridiplantae, Streptophyta, Magnoliopsida, Solanales, Solanaceae. Gene Ontology annotation, molecular function: DNA-binding transcription factor activity; sequence-specific DNA binding. The coding region runs from base 170 to 829 and encodes 219 amino acids. The record is from RefSeq and is a predicted model, not a curated record. Gene Ontology annotation, cellular component: nucleus. The transcript has 2 exons.